Messenger RNA from Arabidopsis arenosa, 1061 nucleotides. Lineage: Eukaryota; Viridiplantae; Streptophyta; Magnoliopsida; Brassicales; Brassicaceae. The record is from the annotation of a GenBank genome assembly.
GACCUCAUGAAUGUACACUCUUAUGUCGAAUAGUCGUUGGCCAGAAUAGAGUGAACAUCUAUUAAAUCGUGGACAGACUGUAAAAUCAGAAAAUUGCAUGGGGAAGCAUUGUUUAAUUUUUUGGAUAUUUAAAUGUUGACAAAACUGUACUGUAAUAACCAUUGGAAAAUAUAAUGAUUGAUUGUUGUCAGGCUUGGGAAAAGAAAUGUCUAUCUCAUGAGAUUUACAUCCCUGCUCCCUUGCUUGCCAAAAUAGCAAGUCUUGUUGCCGAAGAGGGCGUAGGAGAGCUUAAAAACUGGAUUCUGGCUGGUCGUGAAGGCGUGGAGGCUGCUUUGUCAUACGAAACACUAAGUCGGGUCCGUCUUGACAAGUCCCCACAUUUUAUUUGGUGGUCCAUGCCUCACUCAACAUACUACGCCUUCUUCCAGAAAUGUCUAUCUCAAAAAAACAAGUAUGCCAUGUUUGCUGAGAUGAGUAAAGGGUUGGCCUACGAAUCUUUGGUUAACUCUUGCUAUAGGAGGGGCCACUGGGCGUUGGCAUACAAACACUUCGUACCAACGCGUGUUGACUUCGGGGGACAACAGUCUGUUGGGUACUUGUACCAACCGCCGACAAUGCAUAGAGUCAUUGGCCAGCCAAGGUGCGGCCGUUGCACCCGUCCAGGUCACACCAAUCGCCAAUGCCGAUACCGUUUUCAACCGUAAUUUAACGUAAUAUGCGAUGAUGGGUUAAGCUUAAUUACUCAUCUACUAAGCUUUAUUAUGUACUUUGACGCCAACAUCCUUUUAAUAUCGUAUCUUUUGGUUCAUGUGGUUCAUUGCGUGUCUUGCAUUAGCUUUUAUUCAAGAGGUUUAUGUAUACUUUAAGACCAUACAGCAAUGCAAUUUCCCAAGUUACAGUUUCCCGGUCAAAAUAGUUUGUAUUAUGCUUAAGGUGUCCACAUUAUUUCGAACAUCAUGCAGUUUGAAUUGACUAUCUGAUUUCAAUAUGGAUAUUCAUCCUGGAAUGUCCACAUACAUCUGUUCACACACAUGUGUUCAUAAUAUAAUCACACUCGCAAA